This is a messenger RNA of Neodiprion fabricii, 3741 nucleotides long. Its product is annotated as lachesin-like. Gene Ontology annotation, cellular component: neuron projection. The transcript has 9 exons. NCBI's taxonomy places the organism in Eukaryota, Metazoa, Arthropoda, Insecta, Hymenoptera, Diprionidae. The coding region runs from base 396 to 1787 and encodes 463 amino acids. The record is from RefSeq and is a predicted model, not a curated record.
CCGAAAGCGUACCGCGCGAAACGAAACCCGACGGUCGUGUCUCGCGUGGGUUACUAUUCCCGACCGGCGAUUCCCUGACGCCUCGAGUCCUGAGUGUGACCGGCGCAUCGCCGGGUGUGUGACUGCUACUUGAAAGCUGCGGAAGGACCGGUGAGGGAGAAGUUGGUGCGGUUCGGUGUCGGAGCUGUAAUACCUGCACCUGGAAAACCGCGUGGUUGAAAGGGCAGCGCUUUUCAUCCCCUUGGGACCGGGUCGUAAAGCUGCUUUUGAAGAUCUACACCGACAGAUAUGACGGCGCCGAAAUCGGCGGUCUGCCCUCUUGAUCUUGGCGCUUAACUAACAGGUGUUUUUUUCUACCGAAGGAGCGAACACAAGGAGAGUCCACAGCCUAUGGCAUGGCCCCGAGUGACGUCAGCCUCGCACUUGUACUUGCUGCGUUCCUUCACUCCACAUUCGGUCAACUGAUGCCGAUGGCGGAGAUCCAGCCGGAAUUCUUGGCACCACUUGAAAAUCACACCGUGACGCAAGGCCGGGACGUGUCGUUCACCUGCGUUGUCAAUCAUCUUCAGUCUUACAAGGUUGCCUGGAUAAAGUCGGACUCGAGGGCGAUUUUGGCCAUUCACACGCACAUGGUGGCCCAUAAUCCACGGCUCUCAGUAACCCACAAUGGCCACAACACGUGGAAACUCCACGUGGCUAAUGUCCAGCGAAACGACUCUGGAACUUACAUGUGUCAAGUCAAUACUGACCCGAUGCGCAGCCAGAUGGGGUACAUGGAGGUCGUGAUUCCGCCCGAUAUAAUGGACCUCGACGACUCGACGGACGGCCUAACUACCGAGGAGGGAGGCAGCGUGCGACUCAGGUGCCGAGCUACCGGAACUCCGACACCGGAUGUCACCUGGCGUCGAGAGGACGGUCGCAACAUCGUAUUGCGCAACGAGCACGGCAUCAAGCGGGCGGUAAAAAGCACCGAGGGUGAGCAACUGCACCUAAUCGGCAUAUUGCGGCAGGAGAUGGGCUCGUACCUUUGCAUCGCUUCGAACGGUGUACCGCCUUCGGUCAGCAAACGAUAUUCGGUACGCGUGCACUUCCGACCGCUGAUCAAAGUCGCUAGUCAGCUCGUAGCCGCCCCGGCAAACAGCGACGUGGUCAUUCAAUGCUACGUCGAAGCUUCUCCGAAAGCCAUGAACUCCUGGUACAAGGAUACAGGUGAAAAAAUCCUCCCAAGUAGCAAGUACCUCAUGUCGGAGGUGGCGACCAGCGAUUACUCCUAUCAGCUUAAUAUGACCGUUCGAAGGCUCGAGAAAUCAGACUUUGGAAGCUACGAGUGCUCCUCGGAAAACGCCUUUGGCAAAGCUGACGGCGCUGUGCGGCUCCAAGAGCUGCACAUUGUGACGAAGACGACGCUCCCGUCGGUCCGGGAUUCCGAGCCGAGUAACAAGUCCCGAAAAAAAUCGCCAACGUUGAAAUUGAACAAGAAGAUACGACCCAGAUUGUCGGCCGAAGCUGGUGUCGAGGACCUGGACGAGUCAUCGAUGGACUUCGGAAAAGGUGGAGAAACGCAUCCGACGGUUAUUUCCUCCAAGUCUGGCCGCGGCGACGAUGCUCGAGGGGUCCCAAGGCCCCCGAUUGGUCCCCCUCAGGCCCCAGCACCUGCGCCUGCGCACUCGCCGCCGACGGAGGUGGCGCUGUUUAACGAGGGUUCUGCGGCGCGACGCAACUGUCGGGUCGAAGCCCUGACGAUGACGGUAAUCGCCGUCGCGCUGAUACCCCGCCUAAUUUACUAGAUGCAAGGGGGGGAUCUAUACCCCCGUCGAAUUAUUGCUCGCGUGUAGGAUCGUGAAAUUCAGCGAAUAACGCGCGUCGUAUCGCCGGUAAUUACAUCAGCCGUCGUGAUUAUUCACGUGGUUCGAACGGCCCGCGCAAACUUGAACACUGUAUAAUUGCCGAACCUUGGAUAUACUGUACAAAGUUUGUUCGAUCCAGCGACUAUUCAAUAUCGGGGUUCCUGGCAGCCUGUAUUAUAGCAGAACAUCAGAAAUUUCUCAUUUUAAUGAACAAUAUGCUCAACGGCGGGAACUUUGCCUAUUUUAAAAAACUGAGUUUACGUUCUACGUCAAAGUCAUGAUCGCGUAACAAGCUAAUGUCAAAUCAUUCUCAGAAAAAAAUUCCAUCACGAUAACGGAGCAUUUUAACAUGGAAAUAUAUCCUGCUAGUGAUAGAGAUUAAUAUUUGUUCCGGAUAUAAUUUUGAAUGUGUAAAGAACACUCUAUCUUGUUGUUCAAAAUUCAUAUCGUGUCGUGAACUCAGUUUUUGCACAGAAGCAUUUUUCGACCCGAAAGCUGUGUGGAGCCUCUUCAGCUUUCCUGUGCAGAAAUAGGAUUCACACACGCAUACACAUAGCGGAUAAAUGAACGUAAGUAUCAAAGAAAAAAAAUUUAUCUUACAUGCUGCGUUAUUCGAAUGACAAUAAUAUGUAGUUAAUAUUAUUCGUAUCCUUUCACCUAAAGUAUUCGAAUCUGACAUAGAGUUUCAUAUUUCACCUGAAGUAAAUUUUCCAUUUUAUGGAAUAUUGAUCUAAUUAAAUAAACAAUAAUUAUAAUUAUGAUCAUAAUGAAAGAACCAUCUGAAUGAAUAUAGCACAUAUAUAUCUGUAUCAUAUAAUAAUAUAAUAUAGUAUAGUAUAUUAAAUCUUAUGUACAAAUUUCAAAGAGUGAUAUAGUCGGUGCCGUUGAAACGACGAGGAAGCAUCAAAAAUUUGAUUCUCUAUAACCAAUACCAAGGAAUUAAUAUUUUUUAUUCAUCGUUGUGUGAUACAUAAUCACCUGCAGCGAAGUAAAUUCAGAUGUAUGGACGUUUCGUUGUACGGGUAGCGACAUUAGAGACGAUUUGUAAAGUUAUCCAUACGAUUAUAAAUGCCAAGUUUAAAUUUAGCCUGCUCUCCCGCCGAUGAAUCAAUUUCAAGGUUUAUGAUUUUUCGAUAUUGUUUUAUGUAACGCGUAAUUCGUACAUUCCAUAAAAUUCCAGUACGAGUAGCAAAAAUACAUUUUUGAUUAAAUUUUACGAAACCGAUUUCAUUGAAACGGUUUUCUUACAGCUUAGGCGUUAUUGCUAAAAUACAAUACACAACUGAGUGUUUAAAUCAAGAAAUGAAUGAUGUCGGACCGGUUCAACACUUUUAACCAGUCGAAUUGUUGCAUUUUGUUGAGACAAUCCGCAGCUUGGAUGAGAUCUGCUGAUCAGGCACGUUGAAAUAUUUCACUUAGUGUCCGGGGAUCCAUGAUUAAAUUUGAAUUAGUAGUUUAAUAAUUAUCGGUAAAAUUGACGGUAAUUUUAUAAUGGGAAAUCUGAAAAUAAGGAAACAAAAUUUAAUUAGCUUGUGAACAAAUUGUUGUAUAGACUGAAUAUUAUACAUAUAUUUCUAUUAUAUAUAUUAUUGUAAAAUAUAAUGUGCAUAUAUACACAACUAUGAAUCACAUAAUGCCAAUGCUGUUACGUGAACGGCCAGCAAAUCAUUAAAUCUUUAUUGAAUAUUGUUGUCCGAAUAAUAAUAAUAAUAAUAGAGAGAACUGAAAUUUCACAAAGAUUUCGACGCCUGAAAUUAAUUGCUACUCAAGACUCUGGGUUGUAAAUUUAAAAAUGAAUUAUUGAGUAAACCAGCAGAAUCAGAAUGCCCUGUCCUCUUAUAUCAUAAUCUAGUAUAAUGUAAAAACAUGUGACAAUAAAACAUUUCUUACUGUA